Molecule: messenger RNA, 8178 nt
Organism: Esox lucius (northern pike)
Lineage: Eukaryota; Metazoa; Chordata; Actinopteri; Esociformes; Esocidae
Gene: acsl4b
Product: acyl-CoA synthetase long chain family member 4b
Exons: 14
Coding region: 2843-4975 (710 amino acids)
Biological process (GO): neuron differentiation; long-chain fatty-acyl-CoA metabolic process; long-chain fatty acid metabolic process
Cellular component (GO): plasma membrane; lipid droplet; endoplasmic reticulum
Molecular function (GO): arachidonate-CoA ligase activity
Source: RefSeq, a predicted model, not a curated record
CCUUUUCUAUUCUGAAAGGUUUGUACUAUUUCAGUCUAUGCUGUACUAGUGAAGUAUUUUUUUAGAAGUGCUUAGUUUGGUAAUUAUCUAAAGCUCGUCAGACCAUUUAUUUUUUAGGGUUAUGUGUCUUAUCUACCAAAUGGUUGAGGGUUUCCUAAAAUUCAGAUUCUGUUUUACAUGAUAACUGAAAUAAUUUCAGUUUAGAGCAAUGAAAGCGGAAGGAAGAUUUUAUUGGGGGGGGGGGGCAUCAUCAUCCAGUGUAGAAAUAUACUUUGAAUUUAGAAUAUUACAUUUUUUCUCCCAGAAGAAACUCUAGAUGGGGUAAAUCGUGUUUUUCCCCUAGCAGAUUCUUGUUGGGAUUGUAAUGCCUGGACUUGGUUUGACUACGCAGUAGGCUGAAUGGAAUUAGGUAGAUCAGUGUAUUUAAACCGCUCAGGCGCAGCAUCCAGUUUACUAAAUGUCUUGACCCUUCAUUAAAAAGGUACUGUCUGGAUGACAAGUGACACCAGCCUUUCACAUUUUAAUCAGGGCAACAUCAACUGGGAUGCAAGCAUGAAAAUAUGUUGCCUUCCUUUUUUACCAUUUUACAGAUCAGGUCCUGUGUUGAGCCUAGCCCAAUUGUUUGUUAGGAGACCGCAGUAACAUGAAGUCAGUAAGAUCUGAUUUUGAUGGGCGCUUGACCUGAACAGUGCUCCUAUAAUGUCAAGCCGCCCUACAUAGAUACAUUGUAGUUCUCAUUGUACUGAGUGGAUCUGCUUGGGACAAAACAUUGUAUUGGGUAGUGGAUACAAAAAAGAACAAUUUACUUGAGGACAUGGUUGAAAAUAGCAUUUUGGUGUGGGUUUUUGUUAACUUUUGGUUCACAUUUCAUACUCUCCAGUGUCCUGGUUUUUGUUAACGUUUGCUUCACAUUUCAUACUCUCCAGUGUCCUGGUUUUUGUUAACAUUUGGUUCACAUUUCAUACUCACCAGUGUCCUGGUUUUUGUUAACGUUUGGUUCACAUUUCAUACUCUCCAGUGUCCUGGUUUUUGUUAACAUUUGGUUCCCUUUUCGUGCUCUCCAGUGUCCUGGUAUUGCUCUUGCCGGUCACCAACUUUGAUACUUGUCUGCCCCCGUGAGUCAUGUUAUUCUUGAGUUGUUUUCACCUCAGUCAUUUGUGGUUGCAAAACCAUCAGCCGUCUGCAUAUGUCAUGGAAAAAGAGUGGGUGAUACCAUGGCUGUGGUUAAGAUACAAUGUAGGCCAAUUGUGUCUACCAGUCACAUUAAAUCUUUAAGUAAAUGUAGGCCUAUUGUGUGUACCAGUCACAUUUAAUCACUAUGGAAAUGUAGGCCUACUGUGUGUACCGGUCACAUUUAAUCACUAUGGAAAUGUAGGCCUAUUGUGUGUACCGGUCACAUUUAAUCACUAUGGAAAUGUAGGCCUAUUGUGUGUACCAGUCACAUUUAAUCACUAUGGAAAUGUAGGCCUAUUGUGUGUACCAGUCACAUUUAAUCACUAUGGAAAUGUAGGCCUAUUGUGUGUACCAGUCACAUUUAAUCACUAUGGAAAUGUAGGCCUAUUGUGUGUACCAGUCACAUUUAAUCACUAUGGAAAUGUAGGCCUGCACAUACUCAGAAUUUCACAUAUUGUAAUGGUGUUGCUAGUGGUCAACAGAAUACACAUUUGUCUAAACAAAGUUGACAUACAGUUAGUGAGCAUAUAAGAUAAUUGGAUAGGAGUGGCAUUAAGUAUAUAAUAUACGUACAUGGAUUUACAGUUUAGGUACACAUUAACAGCAUUAGUACAGUAUAUCUACUGGCAGUGAGAUGAGGAAAGCUUUGAGUGCAGUACGUUGCCACUGUAAUGUAGAUUAGUUUGGAGGUGGCUUGAUUUGGUGACUAUAAUCUGAUUAGUCUCUGAGGAGCAGAUGCUGAGGGUCAAACUAAAGUGAAAGGAGCAGUUUAAGUGGCUUGAUUUGCUUUUUGGUGAUGAUUGACUUGUACUACAUGUCUACCCUCUGCCUGCUAGAGGAUACUGUUGGGAACAGUGACCAGGAUAAGAGGGGUCAGCAUUGGUUUUGCCUGAUUGCUUCCUUGUCCCAGUUGCAUCUGACUUGCCAAUAUUAAGAAAGUAAAAUAUAAACAAAUUGAUGUGUUGCUGGUACUACCUUAACAUUUAUCCUCCUUCAUCAAAACCACUCUCUUUCAAACAUUAUUUUGUUAAUGUCAAAAGUCCCAGACUGCACCUUCACAUUUUUUAAAUAUUUGAUUAGUAAAAAAGGUUAGAAUCCGGUGUGCUGUAGGCUGUCUGUCUGCCAUAUAAUCUAAACCCAAAACUAACCUCUUUGGCUUCAUACAUGCUCUGCUCUGUUGUCUUUGUAUUCCAUUUAUUCAUUUAUAUUAUUCUCAAGGAGUAUUUUCUUUUUUUAUUUAUUCUUUUAAUAACUUUUUAACAACUAUUCUUCCUCAUACAUUUGUCUCAGUGUAGCAGUCAAUGAAAUGAAGUUUCUGCAAAAGCAGACACUUCAAAUCUUCAAAUAAUUAUUAUUUGGAUGCUACACAGUGCAUUCAUGGGGCCUGCUGAUUAGCCCCUGCAUAUAGUGCUUCAAUAUGACUAACAUUCUUCUUUCCUCUGUCUUUCUUAUUGUUUUCUCUUCCCCCUGUGCUCAACAGUUCUUGUCCAAUCACCCUGCUGCCUGAGCUAGCUUCAUAGACCUCUUGUGUCAAGCCUUUCUAUCUUUCCAAACUGCAAUUACUGGCACCUUGGUAACCUUCCUACAACCUGAGAGCUAAACAUUCUGCAUUGUCCCUGAAACGGAUACUUUUGGCUCAAGCGUCUCUUUCUUUGCCUCAACUUCAGACAUGAGGUUCAAAGAAAACAUAGAUUCCGUUGUCUUUUGGCCUGUUUAUCUGUUGAUGUGGCUCUAUACGCUCAUCACCUUUAUCCCGUGGUAUUUCCUCACUGGUGCCGGGAAGAAGAAAACCAUGGCCAAGAGAGAGAAAGCUCGAUCCACCACAGGCAAAGCCGAGGGGCCUUAUCGUUCUGUGGAGCACUUUGACGACCUGGCCCGGGAGGACUUUGAGGGAAAGGACACUCUAGACAAGCUGUUUGAUCAUGCAGUGCAUCGCUUCGGCAAGGCGGACUGCCUGGGCACCAGGGAGGUCCUGAAGGAGGAGAACGAGACUCAACCCAGCGGCAAGGUCUUUAAGAAGCUGAUCCUGGGGGAGUACAGGUGGCUCUCCUAUGAAGAGGUGGACCAGAUCAUCAACCAUUUAGGUAGCGGACUGGCAGCUUUGGGCCAGCAGCCUAAGAGGACCAUCGCCAUAUUCUGUGAGACGCGGGCCGAGUGGAUGAUCACCGCUCAGGCCUGCUUCAGACGCAACUUUCCAUUGGUCACUCUGUAUGCCACCCUGGGGGAGGAGGCAGUGGCCUAUGGGCUGAAUGAGUGUGGGGCCAGUCACCUGAUCACCAGCACAGAGCUCCUGGAGACUAAACUCAAGUGUGUUUUGCCGGAAAUGCGUCACCUGAAGCAUAUUAUCUGCGUGGACAACAAGACCCUCAUCAAGACAGGCUACCCAGAGGGAAUUCAGAUCCACAGCAUGAAUGCAGUACAGGAGCUGGGAGCCAAACCGGACAACUUGUGUGCUCCGUGGAAGCGUCCCCAGCCUACGGACCUGGCAGUGGUCAUGUACACCAGCGGCUCCACUGGACGACCCAAAGGAGUCAUGAUUGUCCACAGCAACCUGAUCGCUGGCAUGACGGGCCAGUGUGAGAGGAUCCCAGGGCUUGGGUCAAAGGACACUUACAUUGGCUACCUGCCCCUAGCUCAUGUACUGGAGAUGACUGCUGAGAUCUCAUGUAUGACGUACGGCUGCAGAAUUGGCUACUCAUCCCCACAAACACUCUCUGACCAGUCUACAAAAAUCAAGAAAGGCAGUAAAGGAGACUGCUCGGUGUUGAGGCCUACUCUGAUGGCAGCUGUACCGGAAAUAAUGGACCGCAUCUACAAGAAUGUAAUGAAUAAGGUGCAGGAGAUGAACUAUGUGCAAAGGACUCUCUUUAAACUGGGUUACAACUACAAACUGGAACAAAUCAAAAUGGGCUACGAUGCUCCACUCUGCAACAUGCUGCUGUUUAAGAAGGUGAAGGCUUUGCUGGGAGGGAACAUUAGGAUGAUGCUGUCAGGAGGGGCGCCCCUCUCCCCAGCCACGCAGCGCUUCAUGAACAUCUGCUUCUGUUGUCCUGUGGGACAGGGCUAUGGCCUGACGGAGACCUGCGGAGCGGGCACCAUCACAGAGGUGGCAGACUACAGCACUGGGAGAGUAGGAGCCCCUCUCAUCUGCUGUGAGAUCAAACUACGAGACUGGGUUGAGGGUGGAUAUACCAGCCAGGACCAGCCCCACCCCCGUGGAGAGAUCAUGAUUGGUGGGCCCAGUGUUACCAUGGGUUACUAUCAGAGUGAGCAUCUGAACGAUGACUUCUGGGUAGAUGAGCAGGGCCAGAGGUGGUUCUGCACUGGGGAUGUGGGGGAGAUCCACCCUGAUGGCUGUCUGCAGAUAGUGGACCGUAAGAAGGACCUGGUCAAAUUGCAGGCUGGAGAAUACGUGUCCUUGGGGAAAGUGGAGUCUGCUCUUAAAAACUGCACCCUUAUUGACAACAUCUGUGCAUAUGCAAACAGUGACCAGAACUAUGUUAUAAGCUUUGUGGUACCGAACCAGAAGCAGCUUACAUCUUUGGCCAGUAAGAACGGCAUCAAUGUUUCCUGGGAGGAGAUCUGUAAUCACCCUGCCAUGGAGAAAGAGGUCCUGAAAGCCAUCAAAGAUUUGGCCUCCUCAAUCAAACUGCAGCGUUUUGAGAUCCCAGUGAAAGUGCAUCUGAGCCCAGAGCCCUGGACCCCUGAGACUGGCCUGGUCACGGAUGCAUUCAAACUGAAGCGCAAGGAGCUGAAGAACCACUUCCAGACAGAUAUCGAGAGAAUGUAUGGAGGGAAGUAGAGCCACAAGUCACAAUACUCAACAUUUUCCCUUCAACUCUCACUGGUGAUUUGGGCAUGUGUUUGUGUGUAUGCUUGUGGAUGUGUGCAUAUUUAUUUGUCUUAUUUGCCAUUUAUUUUACCAUUUACCAGACUAACCUGGUAGUCUAAACCUGUCCAAAAAUGACAACUAAGGAUCUGUCAUUCAUAACUUUAAAAUUGAAGCACCACAUAACAGCAUCUUGGUUUUGAGGAGUUCUAACUAGGGGUUAAAAUGUUAACAGACAGCUACAUAAUUUUACACAACGGAGUUUACUUUAGCUUUCCAAUUGUUAAUAAUAAAAAAUACCUUAUUUCAGUAGAAAAUAUCCUGUUGUUUUACGUCCCUUUGUUGCUACAUCCAAGAAGAGUACAGGCCUUAGGCAGUAGAAAGGAGACACUUCAUCUUAAGCACUGUAGUUGAGACAGUGAACAGGUGUGAGGCACUGUAAAGAACACACUGUACGGAUGUUAGGCACUGUAAAAGAGGCCUUCUACAGGUCAUAGGUAAUGGAAAGGACAGUGAACAGGUGUGAGGCACUGUAAAGAACACACUGUACGGAUGUUAGGCACUGUAAAAGAGGCCUUCUACAGGUCAUAGGUAAUGGAAAGGACAGUGAACAGGUGUGAGGCACUGUAAAGAACACACUGUACGGAUGUUAGGCACUGUAAAAGAGGCCUUCUACAGGUCAUAGGUAAUGGAAAGGACAGUGAACAGGUGUGAGGCACUGUAAAGAACACACUGUACGGAUGUUAGGCACUGUAAAAGAGGCCUUCUACAGGUCAUAGGUAAUGGAAAGGAGACUGUACAAGACUUAUGCACUGUCGAGCUGACUAGCAUUUCCCACAUUUUGAACUUAAGUAUUAAUAGUGUGUGGACCAGGGCUAUUCAGCUGUUACCCAGCAGCUACUGCACCUCCCACCACAUGGCUUGGUCAUAACAAGACUAAAGAACCAGUUGCUGAGGAUGCCACUUUUCUUUGACCUAUUUUUAUUUAAACUGAAACUCCCAAAGAUUCUGCAAAUGUCUUUACAUAAACAUUUUUGUGAAUGAUAAAAACUACAUUUUUACCUGUAAAUCUGUCCAUACAAAAUGUGCAUGCUAACCAUUUUGAGCUCAAUUAAUUUAGCAGGUUCAAGCAUGUGGACCUUGAUUUUUAUUUAUUUUUUCCAAAGUAGCGUGAAUGUUUAGAGGAGAUAAUGUAAACUGUAGCAUUGCCUACUUGUGUAUGUUGUGGUUGUCGGGUAUGUAAAAUAUCUUAUCACAUUUGGUACUCGAGGACUGGAGACACUGGAGGCACGGGCACAGCUUCGUGCAAAACUGCCAUUUAAAUGCAAGUCUAAUGUUUGCAUAUUGUAAUUUGCCUUUGAAAUAUAUUAUGUAAAUACUAUUUUGUGUCCGUGUUGAGGGGUAUACAUGUCAUAAUGUCUUGUGAAAUGUCCAUAGUCUAUUUGAUGAAUUCCCGGUAACUGUAACACUGGUAGUUGGAUGCAAAGAAAAUGUUUUGCUGCCCCCUAGUGAUCCGGCCGCUGCUGUGUAUACGCUGAAGUGCAUACACUGAAGUCGAUGAGCAGAUUAUUAUCCAGAGAAACUCACAGUAGAGCCACACAAAAGCUGUUGUGCCCCCACAUGUUAUCAGGCUGAACAUGGAUCAAUCCAGAGUCUAAUUACAGUUUUUAUCUUUUGAACCUGUUCAUAGUGACACAACCCAACCAUUGUCACAUGUUUUAGAAAGUUUGAGGACUGUCUUUUGUAUUUUGUUUUCUAUGCAAACAUGCAUAAUGGUCUUUCAGGUUUUUUGUUUCCUGCUUGAUGUGUUUCAUACAACUCUGUUGUAUAUUGUACAAUAUUCAGAUCUGUUAGCUCUCCAGGAACGUUAUUGGCACCCUGACUUAAUGUGAUGUUUUAGUUGUAUUUAUAAUGUACUGGUUCGACAUUUGGAUCUGCCAACUUAAUUGUCUCUAUGCUCUUAAAUAAUUUGAUAUUUUCUCACACAAAUGUUAUGAAAUAUUCUAUGUAAUUUAAUGCAGCUUUUUUAUGAUAGUGUAAAAAAUUCAAGUGAAUGGUAUGUGUAAAUAACUUGAAUGUAAAGAUUUUUUAUGGAUGUACCUUUGUACAUUGAGGUCAAGUUAAAUGUUGAGCUAUUUGAUGUUUUUAGAUGAAUUUGAUAUUUUUGAACUGUCUAAUGGUCACAGUUGUGCUUCUUUAAAUGUUGCGUGGAACCUAAAUGAAAAUGCUGUACUUCAGUGAGUUUGAUUCAGCCGCUAGUCGGUUACAGACUUUUGAAGCUGUUUAAAAUGUGGCAUAUAGUGCAGCAAGAGGGAAUUCAACAAUUGAACAAUUUAUAUUCCAGGUAAGGCUGUCUGUUAACUCAAAAGAUUAUCUCAAAGUGAACAGUAAUAAAACAUUCAUUAAAACAAUUUUACAAGAACAAAAACAAUUAUAAGACUGUGCUGUGAAUAAAAAACAUAAGUAAAAUGAGGUUAAUUGAGAACACACUAUUUAACCAGCUCAAUGUGAUUUUGUCCACCGUAAAGAUGAAGCACCGGUCUAGGACUAAACAAAAAACUCAAUGGAGUUUUCUAUUGAACUCGAUUUUUUUAGACUAGGCUUAGUCCAUGUCUGUGAAACCGGCCCUAUAUGUUUGGGUUGUUAAUGGUGCAUUUAACACUUUUUCAGACAAUGCACAUAAUUAUUUUUAGUAAUAAUGUACACUAAAAUGACAAAAAGAUAAUUUGAGUUAAAUGAUUAACUCUUGACAGCCCUAAUUCCAGGAUACUUUGUAUUGAUAAUACAAUUGAACUAUUUUGCACAUCUUUAAUGGCCAACAAAGACACUUCCAAUUUGACAUGAUAUAACUUGAAUCAAUUCAAUCUAAUUCAGUGAGUCCUACUACAUUCCAAUUCCUGUGAGAAAGGUCAGGGCCACUCCAUGUUUUAUUUUUUAUACUCAGGGUAAACUAUACAUCCCCCAAGAAUGUGUCUGCAGUAUAAAUUAUUUAUUACAUUGUUCAUUGUGAAAGAUUUAUAAUGGUUUAUAUUGAAGAGAAGUUUUGUCAGCUCAUUUGUAUUAUUUAUUCAAAUCUGAUCAUAUGUGUAUGAAAUAUGUGAUACUGUAAGGGCAGUGUGUAUUUAUGGUUAUUUAAUUUGCUCUACAUAUUAUUUUACUUUAUUAAAACUUCUUGC